This is a messenger RNA of Magnolia sinica, 525 nucleotides long. RefSeq lists its product as uncharacterized. NCBI's taxonomy places the organism in Eukaryota, Viridiplantae, Streptophyta, Magnoliopsida, Magnoliales, Magnoliaceae. The coding region runs from base 1 to 525 and encodes 174 amino acids. Gene Ontology annotation, molecular function: RNA binding. The record is from RefSeq and is a predicted model, not a curated record. The transcript has a single exon.
AUGACGACGGAGGAUCUCUACAGGAUUUUUGGAAGAUACGAAAAAAUUGUAGAUGCGUUCAUUCCUUUCCAUCCCAGGUUGAGAAUAUCUAAGGGAUACGGAUUCAUACGAUUCAUAUAUGAAACAAACGCAAGGGCAGCACUUGACAUCUUGGACAGUAAAAGGGUGGAUGGUAGGAUUAUCACAGUCCAGAGAGCUAAAUCGCAUCACCAAUCGGUCUCAGAAUCUCACCCUAACCAGCAAAAUUGCAGACUAGCUACCACGAUCCCCAUCACCCUCAAUAACAGAGACGAUAGGAAGUAUGCGGUGGUUGUGAGAGGCACAACGCAAACUCGCUCAUUGGAUGUUCGAACCGAUGCUCCAACGAAUUCCCAGCAUAACGCGGUAAAUUCUCUUUGGUUUGCAAGAGUAACAAAUGAGAUCUCCACCCCUGCAAACCCCACCAUCCCAGCUAUUCAUCAACAGUUGGACCUCAAUAGUGGCGGACUAGGUGUUUGUAAAAUGCCACAUCCAACUAGCUUGUGA